CUCUUCUGCUGCCUCUCGCCUCGCGACCUCCGCUUCGUCCUCCUCCCGCAGCUGCUCCUGUUUUUGUUUUUGUCGAUUUUUGUCGCUGGAGCGAGGAUUUUUUGAGGAAUAUUUCGGGAUUUUGGGGCUAUUUUUCGGGGACUUUUUUUUUGGGGGGAGGGAGGAUUUUCGUUAUUUUCUUUUUUUUUGAGGCGCCGCCCUGAACUAAACGGGGGAGAUGGGGAGAGCGUGCGUGAGCUCCAAUGGCGACUGCUCGUGUCGGGAGGCUUAGUAGGACGACUACGAGCAGGCGGGCGCGUGCGGGGUGCUGCGUGCAUGGAGGCCAAGCCGGGGGAAGCCAGUGUUGGGCAUGCGCCUGCGCCUAUGGCGGCGGCAGCACCGGUUAUGGCGGCGCCACCACUAGAGGAGACUGUGAGCUUCCAGCAGCCGCUGCCGGCGCCGGCCGCGGCGGCGGAGAGGGGCAGCUCGAGCGCCGUCCUGGUGCCGCCUCUUGCUACGGCGGCGGGAGGCGGCGCGAUGGCGCUCGUGCCGGUGCUGAUGAAGGUGCCGAAGAAGCGAGGGAGGCCGCGCAAGUACGGGCCGGACGGGAGCCUGAUCCGCCCGCUCAACGCCACGCCGAUCUCGGCGUCCGCGCCCUUGCCGGCCGCCGUGGCGCCUGGGCACUACACGCCGGCCUCCGCGGUGGGCGCCGCCAUGAAGCGUGGCAGGGGACGGCCCCUUGACUUCGCCGCCGCCGCCGCCAAGCAGCACCAGCAGCAUCACCACCAGCUCUACCAGCAUCAGCAGCAGCAGUUCGGCUUCCACUUCGACUCCAUUGGUGAUAUGGGGGCAUGUUCAGCUGGUGCAAAUUUCACUCCACACAUAAUUACAGUCGCUCCUGGUGAGGAUGUGAUGACGAAGGUCAUAUCGUUUUCCCAACAAGGACCACGAGCUAUCUGUGUUCUCUCUGCAAAUGGUGUGAUAUCCACCGUUACACUCUGUCAGCCUGAUUCCUCUGGUGGCACGUUAACUUACGAGGGACGCUUUGAGUUGCUGUCCCUGUCUGGGUCCUUCAUGCCAACCGAAAACGGCGGGACACGAAGUCGAUCAGGUGGGAUGAGCGUGUCUCUCGCGAGUCCAGACGGUCGUGUUGUCGGUGGCGGGGUUGCCGGCCUGCUGGUGGCAGCGAGUCCUGUUCAGAUUGUGGUUGGGAGCUUCCUGCCAAGCUACCAGAUGGAGCAGAAGAACAAGAAGCCACGGGUGGACGCGGCACCUGCUGCCGCCGUCCCGCAGACGCCUCCCGCAGUCCCGAUCUCGAGCACAGACACCCGCAGCAGCGAGCAAGGGCAGCAGAGCUCCGCGUCCCAGAGAGGGGUGAACAUGACGGUCCCGGGAGGAACCUACGGCGCGGACCAGAGCUGGGUGUUGUCCCCUGCUCCGCAGCAGCCGAUGGCCGAGGUGUCCAGGACGCCGUCGUCUGGGGACCUGAAGAUGACCACGUCCGGAUCAUGAGCACUCUGAAACCCAGCCGGAGCUAGCCACCCACGCACUGACUGGGAGCCAAGGUCCCCGCUGGAAGAUGGAAGGAUGGGGUCAUGGAUUGGUUCAUUUGUUCCUGACUCUUGCUGCAAAUCUCGCACUAGGGCGGUCUAGUCUAGUUGUUGCUGUAUGAUGAGCGCGCCAGGCAGGAGGAGGGGAGUCUAACAACUGCACUUGCUGCCAUUGUCGAGGAGUGCGUGUGUGUAGUGCAGCAGCUAUUAACACCACAGUUUGAGUGUGCUAGCGGCGUGUGUUUUUAUUUAGGCGACAUUGUCGAUUAAAUUCUUGUGUCGGGAUUAUUACCUUUACCUUACGUGCUGGUUUAGUUUGGCACCCUGUAUCUGUAUCUGUAUUGGAUCAUGCCCACCCUUGGCUUAAAUCAGCAUUAGAAAAUUCUCC
Molecule: messenger RNA, 1917 nt
Organism: Zea mays
Lineage: Eukaryota; Viridiplantae; Streptophyta; Magnoliopsida; Poales; Poaceae
Product: DNA-binding protein
Exons: 5
Coding region: 316-1491 (391 amino acids)
Molecular function (GO): minor groove of adenine-thymine-rich DNA binding
Source: RefSeq, marked provisional